Messenger RNA from Venturia canescens, 2571 nucleotides. RefSeq names its product protein yellow-like. The record is from RefSeq and is a predicted model, not a curated record. The transcript is spliced from 5 exons. NCBI's taxonomy places the organism in Eukaryota, Metazoa, Arthropoda, Insecta, Hymenoptera, Ichneumonidae. Gene Ontology annotation, cellular component: extracellular region. Bases 164 to 1738 code for a protein of 524 amino acids.
UCUAACGAUCACGUUCACUCGUACGCGCUCAUCUUGGCACUCCUGCGAAUUUUUUCUCCUACCGGAAAAUUUAGCGUCGUUGAAUUUCUGCAAUUUUGUGUGUGUGUGUGUUUUUUUUUAUUGAAACAAGUGGAGUUCCGGCCGCGCACUUUUAUCAACAGGCAUGAUGAAUGUGGUGCCAUGGCUCGUGUCGAUGACGCUGUUGGGUCUUCAAGAAUUCGCUGCUCAAACAACAAACAACAACGAGGGCAUCAAUCAAAUUUCCCAAGAAUUAGAAGCCCCUUUACUGCCACCGUCCCAAGCAGCAAAUAGUGGAGCGGGUCCAUCCGUCUAUAAUAUGCCUCCCUUGCAUUCACCGAGUCCUAAUGUGCUGGAUGCAACGAGAUCGAUGGAAGAGGUGGACCAUUUCCGUCACUCCGAAGGAUUAAAUGGCGUCCAAACAAACUUCGGGCAAGACGGGUUGCGAGAACCGAGCAAAAUGUACGAGCCGCCCAUCCAGAUGAACUUCGAGACGAAGGAUGAUUAUCCUGGACCAGCUAUGCAGCUCGUAUACGCUUGGAAAACCGUGGAUUUUGAGUUCGAGAGCGAUUCGGCUCGUGACAGAGCAAUAUUCGAGGGUAAAUUCGUCCCCGAAAACAAUCUGCCACUUGGAUUGGGUGUGUGGAGGGAUAAAGUGUUCGUAACUUUGCCAAAGUGGAAAAACGGUAUCCCUGCUACAUUGGCUACUGUGCCGAGACAUUCGAAGACGAAAAGCCCAAAGCUACGACCUUAUCCAAGUUGGGGAUGGCAUCACGAAGGAAGUUGCGGUGGUCUGACCUCCGUAUUUAGAAUCCAAGUGGACGAGUGCGAUCGGUUGUGGGUGUUGGAUUCUGGAACAGUGAAUCUCACUAAUACGGCUUACCAGGCUUGUCCGCCAUCCAUAUACAUUUUCGAUCUCCGUACAGACAGAUUAUUGAGACGUUACCAAAUACCGGAGGAUCAAGUAAAACAGGACUCUUUGUGGUCGAAUUUAGUCGUCGAUAUUCGCAAUAACGAUUGUGAAUCAGCAGUGGCUUAUCUCUCCGACGUGUGGCGUUUCGCGUUGAUCGUUUACGAUCACGCGAGGGACAGCUCCUACAGGAUUCAGCAUCAUUUCUUCUUGCCCGAUCCGUUGUCGUCGAGAUACGAACUUCACGGUAUUCGUUUCCAGUGGAUGGAUGGAAUAUUCGGCAUUUCUUUGAGUCCCCUCGACAUCAACAACGACAGAACACUGUUUUUCCAUCCAAUGUCGAGCUUCCGUGAAUUCGCAGUGUCGACAACAGUAUUCCGUGAUAAGGAAACUGCCGAGAGCAGUCCUGACAGCUUCGUCCCGAUUGGCCGGCCACGGGCAAAAGACUUUGGGCAUUCUUCAGGCUCGGCGAUCGAUCGCAAUGGAGUCAUGUUCUUCAACAUGGUGACCCGUGACUCCGUGUGGUGCUGGGACACCAGGAAAGAAUACAUACCUCAGAAUCUCGGCGUGGUUGGAGCCAGUAACGUCUCCCUCGUUUUCCCGAAUGAUCUUCGGGUUGACCUUGAAGAAGAUCAGAGCUUCUGGACCAUAUCAAAUCGCCUGCCGAUGUAUCUCUACGGACCUUGGGAUCCGUACGUCGUGAAUUUCCGUGUUUUUCGAGCCAGUGUCAAGGAUGCCGUUAAAGACACGGUGUGCGAUCCGAAUUAUGUCGUGCCCGAGUCUGAGCAAGGCUACGAUGAAACUUGUUGAAAAUGUGAAAGUAUGAUCUCCCUAUGUAUGAUAGUAUGUGAAGCAUGCAAAGAGCGCGUUACGUAUGCAGCCGGCGAGAACAAAAUGGAAGGAGUGCAUCGUCACUCCGGAGACGAACGACUACGAAAGUAAAUGAAAGUAUAGUGUGCCUCGUUUUACAUCGUCAUGUCUCGCGACCAAGUUGGAUGCUUGAGAAACCCGGUGAAGAAAGUUCUCGGUAUGGUAUUUACGAUAAAUAGCACUCGGUGCAAGUAUGCUCAUUGCAGUGCUAUUCAACAUGUAUGUGUGUAUAUUUUUCCCCCAUUUAUGUUUGCUACUGUGAAAAAUACUUUCACACUCUACUGUCUUAGUAUCGAGGAAGUUGCACAUUUAGCACGAUAAAAACACCCGAGUCCUUAAUUUUUUUAUAGUUAAUGAAAGAAUGCUGUCAUGUUAGAAAAUUAAAGUCAUUCGUUACCGCAGGUGCACAGCGUCGUGAUGCAAAUCUCACGUUCACGGUACUCAAAAAUGGUAGGCUACGAGGGAUAUGCUGGUUUAAUUCGUUUUAUUUUUUUUCGGAGUUUACAGUGGUCUUGAAUGAAAAAAUUGGACUCGUCAUUCGAUGAUAGCACGAAAGAAUAUUUGAUCGUUGACAGAGUCUUCAAUAAGAGUCUGAAUCUUUAUCCAAGAAAAGGCUGUUUUUGGCAUUCUCAAGUGUGUUUCAUCCUUCGUGGUUUUUGGGUAGUUCAAAGGCGUUUCCACUUUUUUGCUUUUAAUUACCAACAUGACGGAGUUACGUGUUAUCAUUGUAACGCAUGUUAUCGAGAAGACAAUAAAUUAAGUUUUUUUCAGAA